UGAUAUUUGGUGAUCGUAUCUCGAGAGAACAACACGCGUCCCGGCUGUAUAGCCGAGAGCCGAAUACAAGUCCAAGUCCAGCCUGAGUUUUAAUCCAUUGCGACUGCAAAUCAUCCCACAUUUUUGUGGCCACUUGGACAUUCCUUUGUGUUUGUUUGUGCCUAAUUAAAAAGUGUUUGUGUACUUUAUGUGCGUCUAUGGCAUGCAAUAUAUCCCAGUGUGCAAAAUUCAAUCAAAAUUGCAGGACAAUCUAGCGAAGUUGGCCGCGCUUCGCGAACUCGUGUUUGUUCAACACAAGUUGACAUCCCCAUUCUCCAGAGGUGGACAGCGCUCAAGGUUCGUCAGCGAAAGCAGCUGUUGGAAGAAAGCGUCAGUUGAGAAAAGUCAUAGUUGGUCUACAGGUGCUACAGUCGCUGCAACUGCCAAGAAAAGUAUUUAAAGAGCCACAAAAAAAAUGGCAGGAGCUAGAGCCGCUUCGCAGAAGAAUUGCGAAAGACGAAAGAGGGUGCAAUUCCUGCUGCCGGAACCCCGGAAGAAGCCCACCCUCGGGCAAAUGAUCUUCGAUCGCGAAAAGGGAACCUUCCUGGGCCGUACUCCAAAAACAUGGGCCCAGUUUAUGGUAUUCUACGUGAUCUUCUAUGCUUUUCUGGCAAGCUUGUUCUGGAUUUGCAUCCAGGUCCUGCUUGACGGCAUCAGCAUGACGGAGCCCAAGUUGCAGCUGGAGAGGUCCCUAAUAGGAGCCAAUCCGGGGCUGACAGUGCGCCCGCAGCUCAUUCACGUCGAGGGCCCCAUGGUCAUUGCGAUUGAUUCCAAGAACCCAAGCAAUAACGACAACUGGAUCGAGCUCAUUGAUGAUUUCCUCAACGCGUAUGACAACACCACUGUGGACCGUAAGAAUUGCGAGUUCGGUGAUAUCCACAGACCCAGUGAUGUGUGCUUGGUGGAUAUGGAGUCGUUUGAGGGCUGCUCAAAGGCAAAUAGCUAUGGCUACAAGACGAACGAGCCCUGCGUAUUCAUCAAGCUCAACAGGAUCUUCGGCUGGAAGCCCGAAACGUACGAUAUGCCGCUCGAGGAGAUGCCAGAAGAUUUGCAAGCCCACAUCAACGAAACGAUCUACGAGGAGCGUAAGCAAAUCUGGCUAAGCUGCAAGGCAAGUCUGGUUGAGGCUCUGGAUCAGGGCCACAAUAAGGAUAACUUCGAUAACAUCAGCUACUCUCACGGCCGUGGAUUCCCCGCCUACUACUAUCCCUAUCUGAACCAGCCGGGCUACUUGAGUCCCCUCAUCCCCGUUCAGUUCAAGUCCCUGCCCCAGGGUCAGGUGCUGGACGUCGAAUGCCGCGCUUGGGCCAAAAACAUCAUAUACAAAGCCGCUCCUGGCGAUCGCAUGGGUUCGGUGGCCUUCCAGAUAAUUGUGAACUAACUGAACCAUGUAUAUUAUUCAUGAUAUGCCCAACAAAUAAUAACUUUUACGCUCAAAUUCUGAAAAAACUUAGGUAAAAAUUGUUACCAAGAGCGAGUCGUGGCAAUCUGUAGUCUGUAUCUUGAAUCUUUGAAAUGUUUAAAGCAAAAA
Molecule: messenger RNA, 1570 nt
Organism: Drosophila persimilis
Lineage: Eukaryota; Metazoa; Arthropoda; Insecta; Diptera; Drosophilidae
Product: sodium/potassium-transporting ATPase subunit beta-1
Exons: 2
Coding region: 455-1420 (321 amino acids)
Biological process (GO): intracellular potassium ion homeostasis; intracellular sodium ion homeostasis; sodium ion export across plasma membrane
Cellular component (GO): sodium:potassium-exchanging ATPase complex
Molecular function (GO): ATPase activator activity
Source: RefSeq, a predicted model, not a curated record